Messenger RNA from Cajanus cajan (pigeon pea), 2918 nucleotides. NCBI's taxonomy places the organism in Eukaryota, Viridiplantae, Streptophyta, Magnoliopsida, Fabales, Fabaceae. The record is from RefSeq and is a predicted model, not a curated record.
UCUUGCUUGAAUCACAGUGCUUUUGACUGAAACAAAAAGAUACUCUUUUCCUCUUUCUUUGAGACUCAAGAAAACAAAAUUGGAAUUUUGAAACACACCAAAAAAAAAGGUUGGGGUACAAAACAGUUUCCAAUCAAAAUUAUGACAAAACAAUAUCAAAAUCAGGAGAGAGAGAGAGUGUGUGUGUGAGAGGAUCAAAUCUACCAAAUGGCACUUAGAAGAAAAGAAAACUUUUUCUUGUUUCCCUGUGGUCCUGUGAUUUUGACCAUCUAAAUGAAUAAUUAGGCAAAGCAAUUAAAGAUUAUUUAAUUUCUAUCAUUUUGCGACUCUUAGAAUAUUUUUUUAUUAAUUAUAUUGUUAUAUAUCUUUGACAUCAUGUCAGGAUGAUUCCUCCUGUGUACUAUAACUCAGUCUCUGUUCAUCUGGGUGGACUUUUCUGUGACCCUCUGCACCCAUUUGCGUUGGAUCUCACUCUGAAUAAGUCUCGUUCUUCUGCUUCUCUGUUUUGGAAUUGCAAGAGGAGAAGGAAGAGGGAAAACUCUAUCAUCAUGGCUUCAAAUUUGAGGACCAACAAUUUCCUGCGCCACGUGGAAUCAAUGAAGCUUCAUCCAUCAGGUGCUGGCCACAUUUCACACUUGAACGCUGUGAUACUUGGUGAAUCUCUCGCCACUGAAGAGGAUGAUUUCGUUCUUCCAAGUGAGGACUUUUCUAGCCAAGCCAAUGUUCAAUCCCCAGAACAGUAUCUAGAGAUGUAUAAGAGAUCGAUUGAGGACCCUGCUGGAUUCUGGUCUGAGAUUGCCUCAGAGUUCUACUGGAAACAGAAAUGGGGAGAAAAAGUGUGUGAUGAAAAUUUUGAUGUUAGGAAAGGGAAUAUCAAGAUUGAGUGGUUCAAGGGUGGCAUCACCAACAUCUGUUAUAAUUGCUUGGAUAGAAAUGUUGAAGCUGGACUUGGUGACAAGGUAGCCAUUUACUGGGAAGGCAAUGAGCCUGGUUUGGAUGGUACUUUGACAUACAGUCAGCUUCUCCAUCAAGUUUGCCAGCUUGCAAACUACUUGAAAGAUAUUGGUGUGAAGAAGGGAGAUGCUGUAAUUAUUUAUUUGCCCAUGCUUAUGGAGCUUCCCAUUGCAAUGCUUGCCUGUGCUCGCAUUGGUGCAGUUCACUCGGUUGUAUUUGCCGGUUUUUCCGCAGAAGCUCUUGCCCAGAGAAUCACUGAUUGUAAACCAAAAGCUGUAAUUACUUGCAAUGCUGUUAAAAGGGGCCCUAAGCCUAUAUAUCUGAAAGAUAUUGUUGAUGCUGCAAUCAACGAUUCAGCCCAAAAUGGGGUCUCUAUAGAUGUAUGCCUAGUUUAUGACAACCCAUUGGCAAUGAAGAGGGAAGAUACAAAAUGGAAGGAAGGGCGUGAUAUAUGGUGGCAGGAUGUUGUUCCUCAAUAUCCAACUUCUUGUCCAGUGGAGUGGGUUGAUGCAGAGGAUCCACUUUUUCUACUCUAUACAAGUGGGAGUACAGGAAAACCUAAGGGUGUCCUCCAUACAACUGGUGGUUACAUGGUGUACACUGCAACAACGUUUAAGUAUGCAUUUGACUACAAGCCGUCUGACAUCUACUGGUGUACAGCUGAUUGUGGUUGGAUUACUGGACACAGCUAUGUCACUUAUGGACCCAUGCUCAAUGGUGCGUCUGUUGUUGUGUAUGAAGGGGCUCCUAAUUAUCCUGAUGCUGGGCGAUGCUGGGACAUUGUUGACAAAUUUAAAGUGUCAAUAUUCUACACUGCCCCCACAUUGGUGCGGUCCCUCAUGCGUGAUGGUGAUGCGUUUGUUACUCGCUACUCAAGGAAAUCUUUAAGAGUCCUAGGAAGUGUAGGCGAGCCCAUAAAUCCAAGUGCAUGGAGGUGGUUUUACAAUGUCGUUGGAGAUUCAAGGUGCCCUAUCUCUGACACUUGGUGGCAAACAGAAACUGGUGGCUUCAUGAUAACUCCAUUACCAGGAGCUUGGCCACAAAAACCUGGUUCUGCAACUUUCCCCUUCUUUGGAGUUCAGCCUGUCAUUGUGGAUGAGAAAGGUGUUGAAAUAGAAGGUGAGUGCAGUGGAUAUUUGUGUGUUAAGAAAUCAUGGCCUGGGGCAUUCAGAACACUGUAUGGUGAUCAUGAAAGAUAUGAAACAACAUAUUUCAAGCCAUUUGCGGGAUACUAUUUCAGUGGCGAUGGUUGCAGCAGGGAUAAAGAUGGAUACCAUUGGCUCACUGGAAGAGUUGAUGAUGUCAUCAAUGUCAGUGGGCAUCGAAUUGGCACAGCAGAAGUGGAAUCAGCUCUAGUUUCACAUCCUCAAUGUGCAGAGGCUGCUGUGGUUGGUGUGGAGCAUGAGGUCAAAGGACAAGGUAUCUAUGCAUUUGUUACAGUUGUGGAUGGUGUUCCUUACAGUGAACAACUGCGGAAGGACCUCGUACUCAUGGUUCGAAAGCAGAUAGGAGCUUUUGCAGCACCUGACAAAAUUCAUUGGGCACCUGGCCUCCCAAAAACAAGGAGUGGAAAAAUAAUGCGAAGAAUUCUGAGGAAAAUUGCUUCCAGGCAGCUGGAUGAACUUGGGGAUACAAGUACCCUUGCAGAUCCAAAUGUGGUCAAUCAACUUAUAGAACUUGCAGAUUCUUGAAGCACAAAACUUUGUUAUCAUAGUAACAAGGAGAAUUGCUAGCAAUGCACUCUAAUGUAAUGGGUAUAUUAGCCAAUGAGAAGUGAGGACAAAUUUUGGGGAUGUUGGUGUAUGUGAUAAAUAAUAAACAAUUCUAUCUUUCAUUCUUCUUUUGCCAUAAACUGCAUAUUUGCAGCCUCACUUUUGAACAUAUUUUGCUUGAGUUGUGCCUAGUCUACUUCCCUAUAGGCUAUAACAAAUUAUAGAGAAAGCCAACCACAUAACUUUCAUUGA